Messenger RNA from Myripristis murdjan (pinecone soldierfish), 1715 nucleotides. RefSeq names its product probable G-protein coupled receptor 148. Gene Ontology annotation, cellular component: membrane. The record is from RefSeq and is a predicted model, not a curated record. The transcript has 2 exons. NCBI's taxonomy places the organism in Eukaryota, Metazoa, Chordata, Actinopteri, Holocentriformes, Holocentridae. Gene Ontology annotation, molecular function: odorant binding; olfactory receptor activity; G protein-coupled receptor activity. Gene Ontology annotation, biological process: detection of chemical stimulus involved in sensory perception of smell; G protein-coupled receptor signaling pathway. The coding region runs from base 255 to 1214 and encodes 319 amino acids.
UCUCUAUGAGUCAACAGUGAGUACAUCAGCAGAUAAGGCCAGCGAGUGGCUAGAGUCGCACAGAGCAGCCAUCGAUUUGUUGAGGCAUUAAGUCUAAUGGAUGAGCAACACGCGGAGGGUUGUCUGCGCUGGACAUCGGAAAGCUACUGGAGGAAGCACAAGUCAGGCAUCAGUUUCACAGCCAGACAAAAAUUUUACACACAAAAGACUAGAGCACUUGGCAGCAUCCAUAUAUCCCAAAUCCCAAAGACAAAAUGACAUCACCAAUAAAAAUGGCAAACAUCACGCUGGAAUGGGUUCAGACUCUGCAGAGGUGGCAUCUACAGCUGUUCCUCAUCCCCACUGCCCUUGUCACCCUGGCCACCUUGCUGACCAGCCCUGUCCUAAUGGCGUGCAUCUGUCUGUCCCGCGCUUUGCGUCAGGAGACCCGCUACCUGUUGGUGGCCAACACCCUGGCAGCAGAUUUGAUCUUCCUCAUCCUUAACCUGACGAAAGUGUUGUGUAAUACCUUGACAGCGGAGAUGCCCUGGCGCCUUUGUGAGCUGCUCACAGCUGUCACUGUCACCACCCAUAGCUGUGCCAUUCUCACCGUCACCCUCAUGGUAGCAGACACCUUUGCGGCAGUACGCUGGCCUCUCCAUUACCGUGAACUGCUGCCGCCUGCACGCACCCACUGCAUUCUGCUGGUGGUGUGGGCGGUGGCAGCCCUGUACCCCUUUUCCCUGGUGAUUAUGAUGGAGGUGGGGAGGGAGAGCCCCCCUGAAAAGAUGUCUGUGUGUCUGGUCCUCAUUUCCCUCGGCUUCAUAGAGGCCAAGAACACAGUUGGGGUCCACAUUUACUUCUUCGUAGCAGCAACAGUCUGCAUCUUGCUUAUUUUGUACUGCUACAUACGGCUCUACAUGGUGACUAAGACCCAUGGUAUCUGGCAAAGGCGUUUCUCCAGAGCCCGGGUCACGUUACUGGCCCACGGCGUCCUGCUCCUGCUCUACUUCGCCCCGGGCGCGCUCUUCACUGUGGAGCUCUACCUGUUAAAGACUGAUGGCAUUGGUCAGGACGUCCAUGUGUGGAUCAACACAGUCAAUAUGUGUAUUUUCAUGUUGUUGCCCAGGCUGUUUGCUCCUUUCCUGUAUGGCAUGAGGUACAGGGAAAUCUCUGAUACCCUGCUGCAACUGCUACACCGACACAGGCAACUCAGUCAGGUCACAGUGCCUUAAAAGACACACUGGAGCAGCCUGUCACUCACAUGCACUGAUCUUUGAGAUAAAAACUUACAUUUCAGCUUGACCAAAUAAUUUACAUGAAAUCCAAAGCUCUUGUGAUUUGCAUAUUUCAGUUGUAUGCAUAUUAUCCAAGUUGCACUCCUACAAUGAAGAGGAAAUUGCCUUUUCCCAUGUUGUUUUUCAUGAGGUUUGUUGUUUAAUAUUGCAUGCCUUACGGCUAUUGUAAGAUAUAAUUGUUUAUGUAAAGACGUCACUUGAGUUAUUUUCAUAUGCACUGUAUUUUUUAGUGGUUUUAUUUAAAGAAAAAUAAUUUAAAAAAGGUCACUUGAGUUCUUUGUCGGCUUUUUUUAAGGGGGCCUUGUUACUGGUUACUGUUGUAUGGGUCCAAAUGCAAAUAAUAUCCUGAAUUCUGUUGCUGUCCAAGCUUUUGUCUACCUGAUUCUUGUCUUGAGCGGUCAUUAAAACCAAAAUAGAUAUGUCAAAUAAACUCUACCA